Penicillium argentinense is the source of this 1215-nucleotide messenger RNA. Its product is annotated as ankyrin repeat domain-containing protein. Gene Ontology annotation, biological process: RNA processing. Gene Ontology annotation, molecular function: RNA binding; RNA nuclease activity; protein binding. The record is from RefSeq and is a predicted model, not a curated record. Bases 1 to 1215 code for a protein of 404 amino acids. The transcript has a single exon. NCBI's taxonomy places the organism in Eukaryota, Fungi, Ascomycota, Eurotiomycetes, Eurotiales, Aspergillaceae.
AUGAGUACAGACACCGAGACAGUAAGUCUUCCCACGCUCCCCACCGAACUCCUUCUCACAAUCGCAGAUCGGCUGGACCAGAAUGACAUCAACUCGCUCGUGAAAACGCAUCGGUCCCUUUACCGGCGGCUGAAUGGAUCACUAUAUCGCAGAGAUUCUGGAUCCCGGGGUUCCAUGCACGCCCUAUUCGACGCGUCAAUGAAAGGAUGUCUCCGAACUGUCCAGAUGUCGAUCGAGUCCUUUUCCGAGCCGAAAGACUGGUACAGCGUCCAACCGGGCGUUGCUUACUGGGACCGCGCCCAAGAGAAAAUCCAUAUUGCUCUUUUCCAUGCCGCCAACUACGGGCACGCCGAUAUCGUCACUUUUCUCCUUGGGCAAGAGGGGACGGAUCCGAAUCGAAUCUGUCCUGCUUCGUCUUUCCCCCUAUUCUCUCCCCUCCAUUCAUCUUCUUCAUCUCCAAUCCUGAGAAAAACCCCUCUCGUGGCGGCCGCAAGUGAAGGGCACGUUGCGGUAGUCAAGGCACUUCUUGCUUCAAAAGACAUUCGAGUAAAUGCGGCAUCCUAUCUGCACACCCCUGCCCUUACGCGAGCGGCUUUCCUCGGUCACACUGAAAUCGUCAGCUUGCUUCUAGAUCACCCUGGCAUUGAUGCCAAAUUCGUCGACUGGACUGGCCGUACUGCACUACUCCACACUAUCGAACGCUCGCGGACGUCCACCACCGCAUGUUUCCUUCACCGUAAGGAUUUAGACAUUGGAAUCAACGUCGGCCUUAACCAUGGCGAUGACGAAGGCAAAACGCCAUUGAUUCUGGCGUGUGCCCGUCGUUCGAUUCAUUCGGCGCUUCCUCGUCUUAUCUUGACCGCUCCCGGCGUCGAUGUCAACGCUAGAGACAAACACAACAGGACUGCGCUCUUUUACGCAGCUGGAAAUGGAUCAAUCCAACAUGUUGGUCUCUUACUCAAGCACCAGGCUGACCCAGACCCCGUGGAUUUUGACGGCCUUACUCCUCUUCUAUUGGCAGCCCGAAGCGAUUCUCCUGGUAUUGUGAAGAUGCUGUUGGAAGCUGGCGCCGACCCGAAUCGUAAGCAUGAGAUAUUCGGAACCCCGUUACAUGCAGCGACGGUGAGGCAAAUUUGGUCGGUCGUAGCAGUCUUGGAUCCUGUCACUGGUUAUGACCACGAAUGCGACGAUUCUUGCUUCGCAACUUAUGAUUAG